AUGGGCAAUGGCGGCAUCAAGGCGUAUGCGGCCAUUGUUCUGAUCAGGCUGAUGUACUCCGGCAUGCACGUCAUGAGCAAGGUCGCCUUGGACCAUGGCAUGAACCCCUACGUCUUUGUGUUCUACCGCCACGGCACCGCUGCACUCGUCUUGAUCCCAGCGACUCUUAUUCUAGAGAGGCCAAAGGCUAAACUGGUGACGUUCAAAAUUGCAGCCAAAAUGUUUGUGCAUGCAUUAUAUGGAGUGACAGCAUGUGGUUUCUUAUUUAACGUUGGUCUCAAUUAUGCUUCAGCAACGUCAUCGUCAGCACUGUACAACGUUCAACCGGUGGUUACGUUCAUCCUUGCUGUUGUAUUUGGGAUGGAGUCCAUGAAACUCAAGAAGCUCCAUGGCAACGUAAAAGCUGCAGGCAUUCUGUCCUGCAUCACCGGAGUCACCGUGCUGGCCUUCUACCAGGGCCCAAUGUUCAGAUCUUUCAACCAUCACCGCCUCUUUCAGAAAGGAAGCAGCAGCAGUUCUGCUGCAGAAAACACCCACUCCCAGACGCAAUGGGUGCUUGGGAUCUUCCUCAUGACACUCUCUAAUGUCUUGGCAGGAUUAUGGACAGUGCUUUUGGGGCCAUUGAUAGAAGAAACAUCGAAGCUGAUGAACACCACGCUGCAGAUCUCGUGGGCUGCGGUCCAAGCCUUCGUUAUUGCCGUUAUAGCAGAGAGGGACUUCGCCAAGUGGAAGCUGGGCUGGAGUGUUGAGCUCCCUACAGUAAUCUACAGUGGUGUGAUCGUCACCGCAGUUUCAUACUACAUGCAGAUGUGGACGAUCACAAAGAGAGGGCCAGUGUUUCUUGCCAUGUCAAUGCCACUUACUUUUAUAUUCACAAUCAUCAUAUCCUCGUUCAUUUUAGGGGAUGCAACUAGCCUAGGGAGUAUAUUUGCUGGGAUUCUACUGAUAGGAGGCCUUUACAAUGUUCUGUGGGGGAAAAACAUCGAGGAACAGGAUGAACUGAAGAACAUAUGUGUAGCUAAACCAGGCUUGGAGCUGAAGGGCAAAGAGCCCCAGGUGCCUGAUGAUGAUGCAACAACAAAGGUGUAAGCUAAACCGAUCGAUGUGACGGAAAUUAAUUAAGAUGGUGUACUGACACUAGUGUUUUCUUUCCAGUGGUGACAUCCUAGAUAGCAGCUAGCUAAUUU
Molecule: messenger RNA, 1187 nt
Organism: Oryza brachyantha (malo sina)
Lineage: Eukaryota; Viridiplantae; Streptophyta; Magnoliopsida; Poales; Poaceae
Product: WAT1-related protein At5g64700-like
Exons: 7
Coding region: 1-1089 (362 amino acids)
Cellular component (GO): plasma membrane
Molecular function (GO): transmembrane transporter activity
Source: RefSeq, a predicted model, not a curated record